AUGAUAAGAAGACUAAGUGUUGAUUCUUCAAAAACAAACGUAAGAGCAGAAAAAGGAUCGGUGCUCAAGGAUGAGAAUAGUUUGCAAGAGCCUGUCGAAGCCACGAGUGGUACUUACGCGACUCCAUUCCUUUCUCUUGAAUAUUCCGGAUCCAUUAAUGGUUCGCUGAAGAGCACACUCAAGAGCAAGCUUGGCGCAAACAACAGUCAAUUCGGCGUUAUCUCUUCAGCUGCAGAUCUCAUCAACACUAUCCUCCCAAUAUUCGGUGGUCUAAUGGUAGACCACUUUGGUAUAUGUAGCAGUACUCUGGUUUGUAUGUUCUUUAUUUUGCUCGGAAACGUCGUUGAUUCGAUCGGCGCGACAAAGAACCACUACAACGCCUUUGUGGCAGGACGCAUUGUAUUUGGACUUGGACAGUCAGUGCUAGAGACCGCGCAGAGAAAGCUUUAUUACCCGAUGCCAAACAGAGGAUUGGCACUAGUUUUUGCUCUAGAUCUUGGCUUCGUGAGAAUCUGCAAUAUUUUAGGCAAGGUCACCGCACUCCCCAUCGCAAACGCUUCUUAUUAUGCCAUGACUUAUUGGACGUCUGUGAUCUUUACUGGUCUUUCACUUUGCGCCAAUAUUGCUGUGGUUUUCUUGAUGAAAAAAGUUCACAAAAUUGAUGAAAAGGUCGUAUUCGACAAGAACAUGCUCAAGAUACACAAAGUAUUCUUGGCGCUGCCAUCUUCGUUCUUCUUGUUCGCAGUGUCUUGGAUCUUCCAACCCUCAGUAUUUUCCACCUUCAAUAAAAUCGUUGCGGACCUAGUGAAGGUGCAUUACAACGUUUCCGCAGAGCAAGGUGGCUUUUACAGCGCAUUGACGCAAGUAGUUCCAGUAGUCAUGACACCGCUAGGUGGUGUAUUCGUAGAUCUAUAUGGUAGAAGACCGCAAUUUGUACCAGUAGCUGCAGGUGUCUAUAUCGUCGUAUUUGCGCUAAUCGCCAAAACAUCUGUCCAUCCCAUUAUCCCCCUCAUAUUAUCAAGUCUUGCGUUCUCGAUAUCCACAAUUUCCCUGCUCGCAUCGAUUCCUCUGAUAAUACAUAAUCAAAAGCAUCUAGCUUUAGCUUUAGGAAUAUGGAAGAGUUUCAUCAACUGCGGCGAUGUUAUUAUGAGCGUCGUUGUGGGGAGAGUUCAAGAUAUCACGCCGAACCAGUCGUACGUCAACGUAAUUUGGAUUUUCAUGGGUGUAAAAGCAUGGGCUGUAGUCCUUGGAGUGGUGUAUAUCAUAUGCGAUAGGGCCUUCUUUAUGAAGAUAUUUGAUCGUAGUGUCAAGAACCGUCUCAAACUGGAAUGUGAGCUGGGGUGCAGCAUAUUUCAAGCAUCUAAGCUUAGCUGGGAACACGAACAAUUAUCAGCGAAUAUUUCUCGUUUCUCUUGUCUACACGUAAUGGGAAGUUUGAAACGAGCUACAACCAAGCUGACAAGUAGAUCUGGGUGGUUUGGAGACAAAAGCUUCAACUACACGAAUCUCUUUGCUCCUCAAUUUCCCUACAACCUACCUAGACGACAGCGCAAGAUGCUCAGACCCUCGCCCUUCUUUUCCCUCGAUUCGAACCUUCCCAUCGUACUUCUGCUUAUCGCGGGACUACAACACGCGCUUGCUUGUCUUGCCGGUGUAAUCACCCCGCCAAUGAUAAUCUCUCAAACCUUAAAUUUUUCAAAUGACUUACAAUCUUACAUGGUCUCAGCUUCUCUGAUUUGCAGCGGCAUACUAUCUAUCGUACAAAUGCUACACACUAGAAUACCAUACACCAACAAGUACAUCGGAACGGGAAUAGUAACGAUUGUUGGUGUAUCCUUCAACACUAUACCUGUCUUUACUUCGAUGGCUGACCGAAUGUAUUCAAACGGAACAUGUCCUAACAAUACUGAUGGCAGUAGAGCCGCGUGCCCUGAAGCUUACGGCUACUUCAUCGGCACUUGUAUGCUGGCUAGCUUGUUUGAGAUAGGUGUCUCACUUUUGCCCGCUACGGUGAUCAAGAAGGCUUGUCCACCGGUAGUAUCAAGCACUGUAAUAAUUAUGAUUGCAUGCCAGCUGCUACAAAGCUCGGGGUUUUCUAAUUGGUCUGGUGGGGACUGUACAGAGAAUUGUCCAUCAGCUGAUGCGCCCAGACCCUUACCAUAUGGAGCAAUUGAAUUUAUCGGGCUUGGAUUCCUCGCAGUCGUGACGAUAUUAUUCGUGGAGAUUUUUGGCUCCCCAUUCAUGAAGAGCGGUAGUCUAAUAAUAGCCUUAGCAGUUGGAAGCACCGUAGGCUGUGCGUGCAACUACUGUGUAAACAAAAUCAGAGACUCACCAGCAAUAACCUUCCUUUGGGUGCACACAUUCAAGCUGAAAGUGGACCCGCCAUCUAUUCUACCGAUUCUAGCAGUCUAUCUCAUUAAUAGUGUUGAAGCACUGGGUGACAUAACCGCAGCAUCGGAAGCAUCGCGUUUGUCGGUGGGAGGGUCAGAAUUCGACGAGAGGAUUCAAGGGGGUAUACUUGCUGACGGUCUUGCCGGUAUAUUGGCCGGCGCUAUGACUCAAGCUCCCAUGUCCGUCUUUGCUCAAAAUAAUGGAAUUAUCGCCCUAACCAGGGUGGCCAAUAGAAGCGCUGGGUUAGUUUGCGCCGGGUAUCUUAUACUCUUUGGCGUAUUGGGCAAGAUCAGUGGCGUUUUCAUCUCAAUACCAAAACCAGUUUUAGGCGGUGUGACUAGCUUUCUUUUUGCAAAUGUACUCGUGUCGGGUGUGCGGAUCUUAUCAAGAAUUUCGUGGCAAAGAAGAGACAGAAUCAUAUUGGCAACAGCGUGGACGUUUGCAUUCGGUGUUUUGCUUGUGCCAGAAUGGUCAGCGCACUUUUUCAGAGGCGUCGACACAAACGGCAACGAGGCGCUGGAAGGCUGGCUGGAGACAAUAGAGACGGUUGUAUCUACACCUUCUAUCCUAGGCUGUUUGGUUGCUAUGUCAAUGAAUUUGAUAAUGCCUGAAGAUGUGGAUGAAGAAUCUAAAGAUGCUAGCGAUAUGGAGCAAGGCAUCAACGAAAAUCGAAAUACCAUCACAGAAAUACCUUCAACAGCACAAUCCACUCAAAGUCAAUUGGAGAAGUAG
Wallemia ichthyophaga EXF-994 is the source of this 3123-nucleotide messenger RNA. RefSeq names its product Putative purine permease. The transcript has 5 exons. Lineage: Eukaryota; Fungi; Basidiomycota; Wallemiomycetes; Wallemiales; Wallemiaceae. Gene Ontology annotation, cellular component: fungal-type vacuole; membrane. Gene Ontology annotation, molecular function: xanthine transmembrane transporter activity. Gene Ontology annotation, biological process: transmembrane transport; xanthine transport. The record is from RefSeq and is a predicted model, not a curated record. Bases 1 to 3123 code for a protein of 1040 amino acids.